UCUCCGAGUUCUCACCCCAUUCCGCCACCUGCAAUUACGUCCCCGCCGAUCAUCAACCUAUCCCCAUCAUCAGCAUCAUCAGCAGCCGCAGCAGGUUGAGUGAAUCGAAUGAAUGGAUCCAUCAUGGUUAAGCACUUUCAUGGUUGGAACUGGUUGUCUAGUUUUAGGGUAUCUUCUUAAACCCGGAUUACAUACAAAUUGUUUUAAGAAGUUUUUCACUAGUGCUAAAGCCACUGCAGUAAUCGAGGAGAACCAACAAAAACAUGAACAGUCAAAACCUAAAACUCCAUUGGAAAUUGAAAAGCUUGCUGAAAUUCUCGAAGACUUCAAGAUGGUAUUGGUUGUGAGAAAUGACUUGAAGAUGGGUAAGGGGAAAAUUGCAGCUCAAUGUAGUCAUGCAACUUUGGGCCUUUACAAGAAGCUUUUGCAUAGAGCACCAAAAGCUUUAAACAGGUGGGAAAUGUGUGGACAAGUAAAGGUGGUGUUGAAAACUGAGAGCGAGGAAGAAAUGUUAAUGUUACAAGGAAGUGCCAAGUCACUGAAGUUGCCAACCCAUAUUACCAUCGAUGCUGGAAGAACACAAAUUGCACCAAAUUCACGAACUGUAAUGGCUCUGCUAGGUCCGGCCGAUCUGGUAGAUGAUGUGACAGGAAGCCUAAAGUUGAUGUAGGCUAAGCGUCCAUUGUUACAUGGAUACAGCGUGUUGUGUUUUAAAGGGAGGGUUUUUCUUUUUUUGAUGAUGACGAUCACGUAACUAGAGUCCUGCUUCAUGACGUCGUUGAUAUUUUCACGAUUAAUAUUGUAAGGAUGGCAUGGCAUUUUACAGAUAUCUCUUCUAUGUCUUAUUGGUUCUAUGUAGUAUCUAGAAAAUCUUCCCUUCUCCUUAAUGAUUUCUUGAAUUUUCGCCAUUAGUGGUGAGUUGCCUUUCUUUCUACUCUGUAUGAGUUACUUCUGAUCUGGUUUUAUUUCUAACAAAGAACUGGUUUUGUUAAGUAUGAGAAUACAAUGAAGAAUCUUUUUGUAGUGAUGAAAUCAGUUUAAA
Messenger RNA from Papaver somniferum (opium poppy), 1042 nucleotides. Its product is annotated as peptidyl-tRNA hydrolase 2, mitochondrial-like. Gene Ontology annotation, cellular component: mitochondrion; cytosol. The record is from RefSeq and is a predicted model, not a curated record. Gene Ontology annotation, molecular function: peptidyl-tRNA hydrolase activity. The coding region runs from base 113 to 670 and encodes 185 amino acids. Lineage: Eukaryota; Viridiplantae; Streptophyta; Magnoliopsida; Ranunculales; Papaveraceae. The transcript has 7 exons.